AUGGAAACUUCUAAUAGGGUGAUCCGUCAUUUUCUUGAUAAGAAAGAUCAUUUUUUACGUGUCAAAUUUGUAGAUGAGGCUUUGAGUAAAGUUAGUUGUUCACCUAAUGGUGUUACUAAUGAUACUCCUAACCUUGCUUUAUAUAAUAGAGUUUAUUAUACUUUAUGUCAUGGUAUCACUAUUGGUGCGAAUUCUUGGCUUUCUCUGAGAGUCAAUUAAGAGAUCAUAGUUGUUGG
This is a messenger RNA of Rhizophagus irregularis DAOM 181602=DAOM 197198, 236 nucleotides long. The record is from RefSeq and is a predicted model, not a curated record. Lineage: Eukaryota; Fungi; Glomeromycota; Glomeromycetes; Glomerales; Glomeraceae.